Bacidia gigantensis is the source of this 519-nucleotide messenger RNA. RefSeq lists its product as uncharacterized. The record is from RefSeq and is a predicted model, not a curated record. NCBI's taxonomy places the organism in Eukaryota, Fungi, Ascomycota, Lecanoromycetes, Lecanorales, Ramalinaceae. The transcript is spliced from 3 exons. Bases 1 to 519 code for a protein of 172 amino acids.
AUGAAACGUGACAAUUCAGAACGAGGCACUCCUCAAGAAAAGAACUGCUUUGACACUGAGCCGCAGCGAAGCCGCUAUCCAAGGAGUCCGUCUCGCUCACAGAAUUCCUCACGACAGCCACGACGAGCCCUGUACACUCGUGAGUUGCUACCAAAAAACGCAGCCGUGAAACAUGACAGCGACGGUGCCAAGAUUAUGGUUGUCUCCGAUCCUGCCAAUACAUUGGAGUGGGUGCCUUGGGAGCCAGACUCUGCACUAUCGAGAGGCGUUGAACCGAUGAGCUUAAAUGACCCAUAUAAUGGCUCGGGACCCGAGAACCCUGAGCCCCCAAAGAUAUUUAGGGCACCAAACCCUUACGUCUCGGAUGAUAGCGAGGAUGAGCCGGACACCAGCGAGGAGCUAGAAGCAACUUUCACGAAUAGUGACGAAGAUAUCGACCAAGUCUAUGAACUACCUUCCAUAGACACGAACGGUAUCAUCGAAGUAGACAACCUCCACGGAUAUAAUCCAAGAGCCUGA